Messenger RNA from Hydractinia symbiolongicarpus, 773 nucleotides. RefSeq names its product guided entry of tail-anchored proteins factor 1-like. Lineage: Eukaryota; Metazoa; Cnidaria; Hydrozoa; Anthoathecata; Hydractiniidae. The record is from RefSeq and is a predicted model, not a curated record. The coding region runs from base 211 to 705 and encodes 164 amino acids. Gene Ontology annotation, biological process: tail-anchored membrane protein insertion into ER membrane. The transcript has a single exon.
GCAAAUUUCGUCAAAAAGAAAGUUAUUGUUAGUAUGUUUUUACGUUGAAAUUCAUAAGUUGUUUUUCUUCGGAAGGUAACCUUUAAUUAAUGUGUGCCCUAAUUUAUCCUUUAUUAAUAAUAAUUCAGACUUUAUUUUAAAUGUGAUAAGGUACAUUCCUGAGAUAUAUAACUUUAUUUUAGGUAUUAUACAAACUGCAUAUUUAUCAACAUGACUAUAUUAAUGCUUGUUGUUGGCAUAGUUGUGUCAAUAGAAUUUAUAUUCUGUUGGCUUAAAAAUCUGGUUUCGUGGAUUUAUGAAAUCUGCAAUGAUGGUUACAAAACUUGUGAACAGUUAUCAAGGGUAUUACAAGACUUAAAAAUAAAACAAAAAGUCAUUAACAUGCAAGAAGAGUUUGCAAAAUAUUCUCGGAUUCAGCGAAAAAUAAACAAGCUUUCAGACCAACAAUCUGCUGUUAAAAAGAAAAGAAAAUUCCUUCUUCUUCGUUGGACAUGGAAGAUAAGGGUUUUUUUAAAUUUAGUUUACGCAAUUUUUAUGAUGUUUGUAUUUUAUAAUUACAGAUCAGAGCCUGUUAUUGUUUUACCAGAAAGCUGGUUUCCAUAUGUAAAUAUUGUGUUGGCAUUUCCAUCAAAUAUGACAGGUGGAAUUUCAUUGCCUGUUUGGUUGUUUAUUUGCCAGCAGGUUACUAGAGUGUUUUUACAAUAAUUUUUUUAAACCACAUAAUACAAUAUAUUUACUACAUUUAAUUCUAAAAUAAUGAUAAGCUGGGUUUC